Molecule: messenger RNA, 781 nt
Organism: Ochlerotatus camptorhynchus
Lineage: Eukaryota; Metazoa; Arthropoda; Insecta; Diptera; Culicidae
Product: spidroin-1-like
Exons: 1
Coding region: 352-696 (114 amino acids)
Source: RefSeq, a predicted model, not a curated record
GCAGGAGAAUGGUAGUGCAAAGAUUAAAUUAUCUACAUCACUCUUCGGGGAAUUCCUAAACAUGCAUCAACAUAAUUUCUAGGCUACACCGUUGGAAAUUCCCCCGUAAAGAGAUGCAUGUGAGACUGAUUGAUAACGAGUGAAUGCAGGAAAAUAGCAUGGGAAUUCCGAUGUUACCAUUAGUACGAUCCACCGACUGUAUUGAUAGCACAUCAUCAAUAAACUCAUGCAGUUCAAACGACUAUAAAUGAUCGAUCCUUUUCCAACUGGAGUAUCAAAGUCAAUCGCGAUUCAGUGCAAUCCACAGUUCAUACACUAAGUGAUAGUUUCAAAAUUAUAAAUCCAUACAAAAUGAAAUUCUUCGCUGUUUUCGCUCUUAUCGCCAGUGCCAUCGCUGCCGUGAGUUGUGCGCCGCAGUUUGGUUUCGGAACGUCCGGUGCAGGAGCCCAAGCUGCGUCCCAAGGAAUGGGAAUGGGAGGCUUUCCUGGCAUGGGAGGCGGUAUGAGUGCUUCCAACGCUAAUGCUGGUGCCCAGAGCACGGGCAUGGGAGGAUUCCCCGGUAUGGGCGGUGGCAUGAGUGCUUCGAACGCUAAUGCUGGUGCCCAAGGCAUGGGCAUGGGAGGACCUUUCGGCGGAAUGGGAUCAUCGAUGGCGAAUGCAGGAGCCCAAGGAAUGGGUCAAGGAUUCGGUGGAUAAACCUUCGUUCGUUUGGCAGAGUCCUUCAGAUGUUCAAAUUAGAUAGCUAGCCGAAUGUAAAUAAUAAUAAUAAAUACGUAAAAUU